AUGUUAACCGCUAUCCUAUUCUCGACGCUAGCAGCCCAACAUCUGUCGGUACUCGCCCUUCCAUCGAACAUCGCAUCUCGACAGGAAGCCGAUGCCGCGACGUUCGACAUGGCCCAGAACUGUUUCGGUGGCUACAGCCUCCCCAACAUCACCGCAAGUAGCGUGACCUGGACACCGGAACCGGGCGAAUAUCAGGCCAAGACGAUCAUGAACUCGGUCAUCCGCGCCACUUGGUUGAGCGAUGCUCGACGGGUCGCGGAUCUGGUCGGCCCGGGCAACUGCGAUGUGCAUCUCCUGACCGAAUAUACUCAGCCAGGGGCACCUGCCUGGUAUCGCGCUGCGGCCGAUAUCGCCGAACAAGACUUUCAGGCUCGCGGGCAGGGGUCGCUCGAGCGAGCGUGGCAACUCGUGACCAAUGCGUCUAUCGACUUUAUCGAUCUGCCUGAUUGUGAGGCGGGAAACAUCAAGAAGGUUGCGGAUGUUCUGGCCACUCGUGGUACUAGGCAGCCAUUGACAGUACAAUGGAAUCCCGCCAAGAUGCCUAAUCCGACACAGCACGACACCGCUACAUAUGGCAAUGGGUCCAUCCUGAACUACGGCGCCGUAUAUGGAAACAGCGACGGAGGCAAUUCCGUGAACAUCGGUGCUGGAGAUUCAGCUGUCAGCAUCGCAUACCCCUUGCAGGACCUCUGUAAAGCCGACUUUGUCGUAUGGGGUCCGUCUUGCAAUGUCACCGUGCCUCAAGGCAUGAGCGAAGACGAAACUGUGAAAUGCAGUUGCUUUGGUCCUUACAAACAGCAGUAGCACAAUCGUUUCCCCACGAAAGAGACCAGUUCACGUCUAUAGUCGUGUAGCAUUUGGGACACACUAAAUUCUUCGCUCAC
Messenger RNA from Filobasidium floriforme, 884 nucleotides. RefSeq lists its product as uncharacterized. The transcript is spliced from 3 exons. Bases 1 to 804 code for a protein of 267 amino acids. The record is from RefSeq and is a predicted model, not a curated record. Lineage: Eukaryota; Fungi; Basidiomycota; Tremellomycetes; Filobasidiales; Filobasidiaceae.